Molecule: messenger RNA, 1357 nt
Organism: Danaus plexippus (monarch butterfly)
Lineage: Eukaryota; Metazoa; Arthropoda; Insecta; Lepidoptera; Nymphalidae
Gene: Or-29
Product: odorant receptor 49b-like
Exons: 5
Coding region: 57-1253 (398 amino acids)
Biological process (GO): detection of chemical stimulus involved in sensory perception of smell; sensory perception of smell
Cellular component (GO): plasma membrane
Molecular function (GO): olfactory receptor activity; odorant binding
Source: RefSeq, a predicted model, not a curated record
GUUUUAUAUGAAAUUUCUUUAUUCGGACGAAAGCAGUUCAUUUGAGAACAAUCAACAUGUUAAAAGCUUUGCUUAGUUCGAUUGAAGAUCCAACAAGACGUCUGCUUGGUCCAAAUUAUUGGAUUUUAAAAAAUAUGGGACUUGUUUUACCACAAAAUCCGAUAGCGAAAGUGGCUUAUAUUGUUUUGCACGAAAUUGUUUCCUUUUUUGUCCUCACACAGUACAUGGAGUUGUAUGUUAUAAGAUCAAACUUAGAUCUUGUGCUGACUAAUCUUAAAAUAUCUAUGUUGAGUAUAGUGUGCAUUGUGAAAGCGAACACGUUCGUUAUCUGGCAAGUCCAGUGGAAGGAAGUCAUCGAAUAUGUCACCAGAGCUGAUCAAUACGAAAGAGAUAAUCAAUCGGUUGAAAGACGUAAAAUAAUCGAUUCCUAUACAAAAUACUGCCGUGGGAUUGUCUAUUUCUAUUGUGUACUAGUCUUUACUACUUUCAUAACAGUCACAAACACACCAUUGAUGAGAUAUUUAUCUUCAGCUCAAUACCGGGAAGCCCUGCGAAAUGGGACGGAACUCUUCCCUCACAUCUUCAGUUCUUGGAUGCCAUUUGAUAAAUACAACUCUCCAGGGUCCUGGAUCACGGUCAUUUGGCACGUUUGUCUUUGUGCGUAUGGUGCUGGAAUUAUGGCGGCCUAUGAUACCGUCAUCAUGGUCAUCAUGGUAUUUUUUGGCGGUAAACUAGAACUGUUGAGAGAAAGAUGCACACACAUAUUUGAAAAUACAGAAAUAGCGUCCGACGAUAACCAGACAAAUGAGAAAAUUAGAAAACUGCAUAACAUCCACGUCCUUUUGAUGAAACAUUCAAGGCUCUUUAAUUCAUUAUUGUCACCGGUAAUGUUUUUGUAUGUGGUAAUGUGUUCUUUAAUGCUUUGUGCAAGUGCAUUUCAACUUACCUCAGCAACAAAUACUACACAAAAAUUAUUGAUGGCGGAAUACCUGGUUUUCGGGAUAGCGCAAUUAUUUAUGUUUUGCUGGCACAGCAAUGAUGUUCUCAUUAAAAGCCAGAAAGUAAUGUUCGGGCCGUAUGAAAGCGAGUGGUGGACGGUAAAUUCAAAGCAGGCGCGCAGUAUACUCAUCCUAACGGGUCAACUGCGCUUGAAUCAUACGUAUACAGCCGGCCCGUUCACACAGCUGACUCUGUCAACUUUUAUCACUAUCCUUAAAGGCGCUUACAGUUAUUAUACUCUUCUAAGGGAAUAGAAAGUAGUCCUGCAUUAAAUAUUUCUCAAAUACAGACUAAAAAUAAUUUGAGUAGGUAUCAAGAUGACACAAAGCACUUACAAAAUAUAUAAGAUUAAAUGAUU